Benincasa hispida (wax gourd) is the source of this 729-nucleotide messenger RNA. The record is from RefSeq and is a predicted model, not a curated record. Lineage: Eukaryota; Viridiplantae; Streptophyta; Magnoliopsida; Cucurbitales; Cucurbitaceae.
AUGAAAUCAUGUCCAACUUCAGCCGUCCUCGGUGCUUUGCUCUUUUUAAGCACUGGUACUCCCCUAUUUGAUCAUUUUCCCUACCGUAGCACGGUUGGUGCCGUUCAGUAUCUAACCAACAUUAGACCAGACAUAGCCUUCAUUGUCAACAAACUCAGCCAAUUCCUUAAAGCUCCUACCGAUGUACACUGGUCAACAGUUAAAUGUGUACUUCGAUAUCUAGCUAGCACUCUUGAUCAUGGGCUCACCAUCAAACCCGACUUCAAUUUCAACAUCACUGCCUACUCAGAUGCCGACUGGGCUUCUGGUCUUGAUGACAGGAAAUCGACUGUUGCUUACUAUAUAUAUCUUGGCUAUACUCUAAUUUCCUGGUCUUUCAAAAAGCAACUAACUAUGGCCAGAUCGAGCACCCAGUCAGAGUACAAGGCUCUUGCUCAUGCCGCUGUAGAAAUCACCUGGGUGCGCAAUUUGCUCUCUGAAAUUGGCUUCUCCUCGACCGGUGUUCCUGUACUUAGGUGUGACAACAUGGGCGCCGGAGCUUUAGCUGCCAAUCCAGUUUUUCACGUGCGAACAAAGCACAUCGAAAUCGAUGUGCACUUUGUUUGGGAUCUAGUUCUUCAGGGUCAGCUACAUGUCCGAUAUGUUCCUUCCAUUGAGCAAUUGAUCGACUGCCUACCAAGGCUCUUCCCCACGAACGGUUUUCUUAUCUUUGAGGCAAGCUCGGUCUAA